GGGAUCAACAUCAUUGAAACAUUGUAGACUGAAAGAUUUUUUAAAUCUUUCUAUUUUUUGCUUAAUUUCGUAAUAUUAAAAAUAAAAUUUAAUCUAUUUAAAGUUCUUAUUUAAAACUUCAAUUGUGCCUUAAAAAAUAUUUUGUAAAUAUUGGAAAUGUCGUCACAUCCCCAUGGAAUGAGAUUUUCACCAUUUGGAGCAGGAUCUGGAAGUAAGAAUAUUCCGAUGCAAACACAACAAAAGCAAAUCAUAAAUCAGAAAAAUGUUGCAAUGCCUCAAACGAAAGUUGCCGAACGUAAAUCAAAGUCAAAUGCAAAUGAAAAUAAAGUUUCUUCAGAUACUGAUGUCACUGAUUUAGAUUUAUUUGACGAUGAGAUUAAUUCUAAACUAUCAAGAGAAGAACGUUAUGUUUUACUUCAACCGCGAGCUGAGCCACAAGGCCAAGAAAAUUAUUCGGGAAAUGUUACGCCAGUUAAUGACACAUCAGCUUUAAACAUUUAUGAGAAAGCUUCAACAACGCCUCCCGUUAACAUGCGUGUUUCAAGUUAUUCGAGUGACAUGCCUCAAAAUCAACAACAUCGCUUCAGCAGUACUUCGAGCAAUCGAAGUAUCUCAGCUGAUAAUCGAAGUCAUCAGGAUAACAGCGGAAGUCAAAGAAAUUCACUUUAUUUGCAACAACACUCAAACAGAAAUUCGAUUGAUCAUCCGCAUUCAAAUCGUUCUUCCUUAGAUAUUUCCCAGUCAUCUUACAACACUUUAAUCAUCCACGAUAAUAAUGAAACACAAUCGCCUUUUGCGACAAACGCGACAAUUCCAGGAAGUUUAAUUAAGAACGAACUUUACUUCAUCAGCUCAUCGCCAUCACCACCAAAUUAUAGUGCAAAGAAAGACAAAGCAACAUCAUCGAAAACAUUUGUAAACUACACUGGUGGACAUUUACAUGGAAAUGAUGGAACUUUAAUGACGCCAAUCACUGAAAAUGAACUCACAUAUUUGAAUCAAAGUUAUGUGUUGAAACAUUUGGCAAAAGAAGUGAAACUUCAUCAUGAUAAUAAUCAAAUGAUGAUGGAAUCGACGAGAAAUUCAGCAGCUUCUGAUAACAACAAUUCAUCAUCAAAUAAUGAUCCAAAUUGGUCGAAUAAUUUGUCAGGUGGAAGGAAUAAAAGUAAAUCUCAACCUGAUCUGACGAAGCUUGGAAGGGCAAAUGAUGUCAGUAAAGAUGUCAGUCCAAGUUCAGUCAACAACAACACAUUAAAUUUCAAUGAUUUAGAGCAAUUGGAAGUUGAAAACACGAAACUUAGAGAACAACUCAACGAAUGUUUAAUGAAAGUUGCAAAGUCACAGAAACUCGAACAAGAAGUUUCAAAUGUUUACAAAGUUUAUGAAGAGUUAGCGCAAUCAUGUGACAGACGCGAGAGACUCGAACGAACAGCACGAACACGAUUGCAAAGUGAUUGUCGUCGAUUUCAAGAACUUAAUCGAGGUUUAAGAGAACAGAUUGAAGUUCUGCAGCAACAACUUUCAGUGUUGACAUUGCAACAACAACAGCAAUUGUCAAACACGGGACGAACCCAACAAGAUCUUCUGUUAACUCAAUUAAUUCAACAGAAUAAAGAAUUAGUCGAUGCUAACAAGCGACAAUAUUUGGAGAUUCAAGCACAAGGCGCGACACUUGAAGAGCAAAGAAUUCACAUCAAUGUUCUUGAUUCAGCUUUGAAGCGGUUGGAAGAAGAAGUUCGACAAAAGCAACUUUAUCAAAAGCAGCUUCAAACACUUCUCGUUGCAAAUGAACGUCGUGAAAAGUUAAGACUUGAGUUGGAAAGUGGCUUAGAACGAAAUCCCGAUAAUGAAAGUGGAAACAUGAAAUGGCAAUAUCGUGGAAAUGAAAAUCAAAAGAUGAGAACGGAAAGUGAACAAGUGACGAAUGCAAGCGACGAUUCUCGACAUCUCAACUUACAACAACAGAAUCACGACAAUGAGCAAAUCAUUUCAGAAGCUCAUUCAGCACAACAAAAAGUGAAUGAACUUCAAACAAGAUUGAAGCUUGUUGAGAAUCGAUUAGCUGAAAAGGAACAAGAAGAUAUUCUAAAGCAGUUGCAGGAACAGAAGUUGUACAAUGUUGGCAAUUCUUAUGGACUUUUGAAUUGCAAUGAUUGUUACAACACGCCGUCGUCAUCAUCGAUUGUAUCUUCAACAGCAACGACGCCUUUAAUCUAUAAUGCAUCGAAAUAUGACAAUUUAAUGCCAUCACCAAGCAGCUCUAAAACAUCAGGCACGUCGAGUUCAUCUUUCGAUGUUUUACUUGCAAAUGGUUACAAAGGACUUUAUCAACCGAACUUUAAUCAAAAAUUACCAACAAUUGCACCGAAUUUAAGUGGAAUUUCUCCAAGUCCUUCGUGUUCUUCAUCGUCGACCAUUCAACAGCAGCAGCAACAACAUCAACAUCAAUUAACUUCAUCAAAUGCUUCAAAUAUUUUAAAAUAUGAUGAAUCGUUGGAUGAACAACGAAAAUCGAUUGACGAUCAAUUGAAAAAAUUGGACAAUCAACUUUUAACUAAGAUUUGCUGUUUUCCCAGCAAUCUCUUAGGCAAGAAAACGAUUUUACCAGAAGAGAUGGCAACACUCACAAGUAACAGCAGUGAAAAUUUUCUUCAGAAUUUAACACAAUUAAGAAUGCAGCAUGAGAGUACGCCAGUUAAUGCGAGUAAGAAUGAAGACAUCAUGCUUUUAGAGAAGCAAGGUCUUUCAUCACAGAAUCUAAGAAGCAACUUAGCACAAGUUUCAUCAACAUUUGGCCAAAACAUGACUGACAUAUCUAACAUUGGGCACACAUCAAAGCUAUCAAGCAUUCUUUUGCCCAAUUUGAAAAGCAGACAGUCAUCAGCCCCACCAUCAGCUUUACCACGUCCACCACGAACAUUAAAACAACCACGAAAAAUUGAAUACGGACGUUUAACUGAAACUUAUCCGAACAAACCAAACAACAGUAAAAUGGAAUAUGGCGUGACACAAACUGGCAGUUUAAAGCGACAUCAAUCGCCAGUUUCAUCUCCAGGCAUGAAAAAUUAUGCCGACUUCAAAGCAGAAAUUCAAAAGGCUUUAAGUCCUAGCAAAACGAACACAAAGAAUUAUGGAACCAUAAAGAACGACCCAACAAGUAACAUAACGAAAAUUUAUUAUUCUAAUAAACCAGAUUACUUAUUGAGUAAGAAUUAUCAGCGCCUUCCUGAAUCACCUCCAUCAAAUGAUGCAAUGAAACAGAUUGAGGGAAGGAAACUCGCUCUCUUAAGACCUUCGCCAUGUCCACAAACACAACAACAACAACAGAAAGCACGCGAAGGUUCCGUUUCAAGCAGUUCAAAUUCACGUUCAAGCUCUAAAAUUCCAGAGGUUUCAUACAAAGCACUUGCACGCUCAAGAACACGAACACCUCCAAAAAACUUGAAUUUGAAUCCUCCGAAACCAGGAAAGAAGAUAAACUUCCUGAGUAGCAGCAACAACAAUUCACCAACUAAACUCAACUUGCCAAGUUCAAGUGUUUUGUAUCAUCAAGCACAUUCACAAAACACUGACAUGGCACAACAUCAUCAAAGAACGAGUAGUGGACAAAGCAACAGUGGAUCUGGGAGUGAGAACAAAUAUCGCAUUCAAUUUUAAGAUAUCGAACACUAACAAUUUUUAGAAAUUUCACAUUUUUAUUGUCCAAUUAUUUAAACGAAGAAAUUAAAAAUAAAUGUGAAAGUC
Clunio marinus is the source of this 3744-nucleotide messenger RNA. Lineage: Eukaryota; Metazoa; Arthropoda; Insecta; Diptera; Chironomidae. The record is from the annotation of a GenBank genome assembly.